Molecule: messenger RNA, 432 nt
Organism: Necator americanus (New World hookworm)
Lineage: Eukaryota; Metazoa; Nematoda; Chromadorea; Rhabditida; Ancylostomatidae
Exons: 1
Coding region: 1-432 (143 amino acids)
Source: RefSeq, a predicted model, not a curated record
AUGCGGCAACGCAGACGGCGCCAAUCUGAAAGUGUAGAGGAACGAAGGGAACGCCUUUUUGAAAAUGCGCAGCGCCAGCAGAGGCGCAGACAAUCUGAAAGCGUUGAGGAAAGAAGUGGACGUCUGCUUGAAAAUGCUCAGCGCCAGCAAAGGCACCGCCAAAGCGAAGAUGCGACUCGACGCUCUGAACGCUUGAUUUUGAAUGCUCAUCGCCAACGAAGGCAAUGUCUCAACGAUAGCCACGAACACCGAAUCCGGCGAUUGCACGCCGAUGCUGAGAGGCAGCGGCGGCGGCGUCACGCUCCAGUAGAGACGAUUGGUCUAGCGCUUAGAACCCAAACAGCAGAAACUAACUACUUGGGGGAAAUGAAUUGUCGUUGUGUAAACUGUGGAGCGCGACACUUUUCGUUCGAAGUGAAAGAGCAAAUCUAG